Cryptococcus wingfieldii CBS 7118 is the source of this 1149-nucleotide messenger RNA. Its product is annotated as stomatin family protein. Bases 1 to 1149 code for a protein of 382 amino acids. Lineage: Eukaryota; Fungi; Basidiomycota; Tremellomycetes; Tremellales; Cryptococcaceae. The record is from RefSeq and is a predicted model, not a curated record. Gene Ontology annotation, cellular component: plasma membrane. The transcript is spliced from 8 exons.
AUGUCCCACGACAACAAGGUAUCCAUGGACGCCACCACCAUCGACUUCAACAACAGCACCGGUGCCAAAACCCAGUUAUCCUCCGCGGGCCACUCCGUCCCAGGGAGCGAAGAGCUCGAUCGCUAUGUCACAGACGACGUCCCCAGGCAGCAGAAGAUGUCUGUCAGGCCUCAAACCGCCCCCGAGGGAGGUUUGAUCGCCGUGCAACCCCUGCAGAAGAACGAGAUGCAACCUUCUUACGCUCAAGACCUCGGCGCCGGCUCAAUCGACCACGGCUGCUAUGGAAGCUUCAUGAACGGCCUUGGUGCUUGUAUCGGUGCUCUCGGUGUCGUGCCAUGCUGCCCCUGCCCGAACCCCUUCCACAACAUCUCCCAAGGCUCCGUCGGCCUCGUCUCCCGUUUCGGCAAGUUUUACAAAGCCGUCGACCCCGGUCUCGUCAAGAUCAACGUCUGUACUGAGGGCGUCCAAGUCGUCGACGUCAAGAUUCAGCUCACCGGCGUGCCCCGCCAGACUGUCCAAACCAAAGACAACGUCUCGGUCGAUGUCGACAGUGUUAUCUGCUGGCACGUUAUCUCGCCGUACAGAGCGGCUUAUGGCAUUUCCGACGUCCGAUCUGCACUGGUUGAGCGUGCGCAGACGACACUUCGACAGGUCGUCGGUGGUCGUGUCUUGCAGAGUGUCAUCUCUGACCGUGAAGGUCUCGCCCACGAAGUCGCUGAAAUCAUCGAAGCCACCGCCGAAAAGUGGGGUGUCGCUAUUGAAUCCAUCCUCCUCAAAGACAUCAAUUUUUCCAUCGAGCUCCAGCAAUCUCUCUCUUCUGCUGCUACCCAAAAGAGGGUCGGCGAGAGUAAGGUUAUCGCGGCGAGGGCAGAGGUCGAUGCCGCCAAGUUGAUGAGGCAGGCUGCCGAUAUCCUUGCUUCCCCGGCGGCUAUGCAGAUCCGACAACUCGAGGCUCUGCAGAACAUGGCUCGCAACUCUGGCUCAAAGGUCAUCUUUGUGCCGAUGAACCUCGGCGGAAUGGGCGCCGCGGGUCUUAACAACGACGUUGCCGACCAGAUCCGCGCUUCUGGUCAUGAGGGUGAGAAUGCCGAAGCUGGACCCUCGUCGGCCAGUAAUGCAGGGUUGAUCACUUCUAUGGCCAACAUCUAA